UCAGUUUUUCAUUCUUUGAUGCUUUUUUUUUGACUUUACAGUUCGAGUGUAUAAACAAAAUAAUAAUUGAUUUGUAUUUUUUUAAAGUGUAUAUAUAUGUGAACUUAAAUUCAGAAUUUUAAUUUUUGUCAAAAAUGGAUGAAAAUCUCGAAAAUGAAUGUGAGGAUUUAGUUGAUGAACUUUCUGACAUGAGACAAAGAUAUCCUGCUUAUUGUUCUUAUAAAUUAGAAAAAUGCCUGAAAUUAACAAGAGAAAUUAAUACAAUGGAUAUGAAGACUGAUUCAAUACAUAUGAGUAAAAUAGAAAAACCAUUGCAAUUAGAUGGUGAAAGAAGAGUAAUAUAUGAAAAGUAUAUGUCAAAUUUAUCAAAUAAAAAUUCCAUUUCGAGAAAAACUUGGAAAAACAUUGGGACAGAUUUAAAUGAUUUGAUAAAAAUUGCCGAUCAACUUAGAGGAGAAAAAAAAUCCUCCAUUUCUCAUAGUAUAAAAAAAUUAACACAAGAAAAAUUAAUCAACUCAUAAUUUUUAGAUUCAAGUUUAUCGAGGACCUCAGCCUUUAAUUCUUUCAUCAUUUUUAAUUCAUCCUCGGAGGAGAAACGAUUCCAUGGAAUUCGAGAAUCACCAAAAUUAAAAGGUGUCAAAUGAUUCAUCGCCAGCUUUACGCCAUGGGGUCCGUGACCUGUAAAUUUUUUUUUCUUUUUAUAAUAAGAGAUUUUAUUUUUAUUUUAUUUUUUUUAAUUUACACAUUAAGGUCAUGUUCAAUAAGACUUAAAGAAGUGGAGCCAAAAAAAAAAAAAUAUUAAACUCAAGGAAAUUUUUUCAAAUUUGACAAAAAUAGUCGAAAAUUGUUGUGUUUUUUAUUUAUUUUCUUUAAGAAACUUAUUGAAAAAUUAGAAAUUAAUUUAAUUUAUUUAAUUUAAUAUUAUUAUUUUUAUUUAUUAGUAGUCCACAUCUUUCGGUUUUGGACGAAUUUCCGGUUUUUACACUCUUUACAUUUUACUUUAAUUAUUGUUAAUUUAAUUAUUUAAUCAUUAAUUCAAUUUAUUAUUUGUCAUUAUAUUAAUGAAAAAAAAAAGUUUUCAAAGAAAUUAAAUUUUUUGCUAUUUUAACAAUUCCUUGAGUUUAAGAACAAUAUUUUCUUUUUAAAUAAUUUGUUUGAAAUAAUUAUUUUUCAUUUGCCUUUAAGAAUAAAACUUCAAAAACAUGGCCUUAAUGUUGAAAUAAAUUGAGCAUAUUUUUGGAAUAUUUAAUUUUUCAGUAGAAAAAAAUAAUUUUUUCCCUCGCACAGUGUUGAUAAUUUUUUUUAUAAUUUAAAAAUACAAAUUUUUUUUAUAAUUCUCAAGAAUGAAUUUAAAAACAAAUUCACCUUUUUCAAAAAAUAAAAAUUCCAAGAAAAUAUUUUGAAAUUAUCAAAUUUUUGGUAUGUACAAAAAAAAAAAAAAAAAAAUUCUAAAA
This is a messenger RNA of Leptopilina boulardi, 1454 nucleotides long. RefSeq lists its product as uncharacterized. Lineage: Eukaryota; Metazoa; Arthropoda; Insecta; Hymenoptera; Figitidae. The coding region runs from base 135 to 521 and encodes 128 amino acids. The record is from RefSeq and is a predicted model, not a curated record. The transcript is spliced from 4 exons.